Cervus elaphus (red deer) is the source of this 2674-nucleotide messenger RNA. Its product is annotated as arylsulfatase D-like. The record is from RefSeq and is a predicted model, not a curated record. Lineage: Eukaryota; Metazoa; Chordata; Mammalia; Artiodactyla; Cervidae. The transcript is spliced from 10 exons. Gene Ontology annotation, molecular function: arylsulfatase activity. The coding region runs from base 319 to 2034 and encodes 571 amino acids.
CAAACCGGAUCGGUGAUUGAUCCAAACAGCUGUGCUGUCUAGGGGACUUUUAAUCCCGUAUUGAUCCUUUACAAACCGAAGUCCCCAGGCUACAGGUCCCCAACCCCGAGCACCGCGGAGACGCCUCCCCGACCCUCCGGACUGCUUGGCGUAUCCGGACGCGAUCGGGGAACGUCCACCGGGACGCGAUCCGGGAACGUGGAUGGCACCGGAGGCCCUGCUAGGUCUCGGGGAUCCGCUGGAGCGUCUAGCCCCCGAGUGCCUCUGGCUUUUGGGGAGCGGGGAGAGCCUGCGGACUCUUUAAAUGUGUUGCUCAUCAUGUGUUUGCUUCUGAAGACUUGCGAAUUAAAAUCAGCAAAUAUGUCUAAACCAAAUAUCCUGCUGAUAAUGGCAGACGAUCUGGGCAUUGGGGAUCUCGGUUGCUAUGGAAACGACACACUAAGGACACCGAACAUCGACCGGCUCGCGGAGGAAGGUGUGAGGCUCACCCAGCACCUGGCGGCCGCCCCCCUCUGCACCCCGAGCAGGGCCGCCUUCCUCACGGGGAGACACGCCUUCAGAUCAGGCAUGGACGCCACGGACGGCUACCGGGCCCUAAUGUGGAACGCGGGCUCGGGGGGACUCCCGCAGAAUGAAACCACGUUUGCAAAGAUCCUUCAGCGGCAGGGGUACACCACGGGCCUCAUCGGAAAAUGGCAUCAGGGUGUAAACUGUGCCUCGCGCACCGACCACUGCCAUCACCCUCUGCACCACGGCUUUGACUAUUUCUACGGCAUGCCCUUCACGCUGGUCAACGACUGCCACCCAGACAGGCCCCCGGAAGUGGACGCGGGCUUGAGGGCCAGGCUGUGGCUUUACACCCAGAUCAUGGCCCUGGGCGUGUUGACCAUCGUGGCCGGCAAAGCCUGCAGGCUGAUCUCCGUUUCCUGGAAACUAGUCUUGAGUGUGGCCACCCUGGUCCUGCUGUUUUUCACGUCCUGGUACGCCAGCUUUGGCUUCGUCCGCCACUGGAACUGCAUCCUGAUGAGAAACCACGAAGUCACUGAGCAGCCCAUGGUUUUGGAAAGAGCUUCGAGCCUCGUGCUUGAGGAAGCCGUUUCCUUUAUUGCAAGAAAUAAGCGUGGUCCAUUCCUGCUCUUCGUGUCUCUGCUGCAUGUCCAUAUCCCCCUGGUGACCACAGAAAGGUUCCUUGGGAAAAGUCAUCACGGCUUGUAUGGUGACAACGUGGAGGAGAUGGACUGGCUGGUGGGGGAGAUUCUGAAUGCCGUUGAAGAACACGGUCUGAAAAACACGACUCUUACGUACUUCACCUCUGAUCACGGAGGACACUUGGAGGCGAGAGACGGACACGUCCAGCUGGGCGGGUGGAAUGGAAUAUACAGAGGUGGCAAAGGCAUGGCCGGCUGGGAAGGCGGGAUCCGGGUCCCGGGGAUAUUCCGGUGGCCCGGCGUCCUGCCGGCCGGCCGCGUGGUCCAAGAGCCCACCAGCCUGAUGGACGUCUUCCCCACUGUGGUCCAGCUGGCGGGCGGCCAGGUGCCCCAGGACAGGGUGAUUGACGGCCGGAGCCUGCUGCCCCUGCUGCGGGGAGACGCUGAGCACUCGGCUCACGAGUUCCUGUUUCAUUACUGCGGGCAGUAUCUCCACGCCGCCCGCUGGCACGAGAAGGACAGUGGAAGGCUCUGGAAGGUCCAUUACACCACGCCCCUCUUCCACCCCGAGGGCGCGGGGGCCUGCCACGGCCGCGGCGUGUGCCCCUGCUCGGGGUCCGGCGUGACCCACCACGACCCGCCCCUGCUCUUCGACCUGUCCAGGGACCCGUCCGAGGCCCGGCCCGUGUCCCCCGACGCCGGGCCCCUGUACCGCGAGGCGGUGGCCCGCGUGGGCCGGGCGGUCCGGGAGCACCGCGGGUCCGUGAGCCCGGCGCCUGCGCAGUUCUCCUUCCGCCAUGUGGCCUGGAAGCCGUGGCUGCAGCCCUGCUGCGGGAUCUUCCCGUUCUGCGCGUGCUCCCGGGACGUGGACCCCGGGGAGACCUGACCUCGCUGCUCCCAAGGUCACGGCACGGGGUGGGCGAGGAGGCAGGGAAAACGGGACCCCUGUGUGCUGUCCGGGACGGAAAACUGGAGCAGCCGCUUGGGGCAGCAGGCUGGAGGGUCCUCCAACCACCAAAAAAUGGAACUGCCCUAGGAUGCAGCAAUCCCAGCCCUGCGUGCGCGCGUGUGCGUGUGUGAGAGAGAGUCUCUCGGUCGUGUCCAACUCUAUACGACCGCAUGGACUGCAGCCCUCCAGGCUCCUCUGUCCAUGGGAUUCUCUACCCAAUAAUACUGUAAUGGGUCGCCAUUUCCUCCUCCAGGGGAUCUUCCUGACCCAGGGAUCGAACUGGAGUUUCCUGCAUUGCAGGCAGAGUCUUUACAACUGAGCCCCCAGGGAAGCCCUGAGUAUUUGUCUGCAGGAGAUGAAAUCAGGAUAUUGAAGACUUAUUUGCACCUCUGUGUUCACAGCAGUGCCAAUCACAAUAGCCAAGACAAGGUAACAACCCAAGUGUGUUAUGGAGAUGGAUGAAUGAAUACAGAAAAUACAUGUGCACACACAUAGUCAUGCUCUUUGUGACCCCAUGGACUGUAGCCCACCAGGCUCUUUUGUCCAUGGGAUUCUCCAGCUAAGAAUACUGGAGUGG